UUGGCUAUGGUUUUUAAAAUUCAAAGCCACCCCCCAAAACGCAAAAUCUCAAAAAUAAGAAACCCAAAAACGCAACGAGCGCCAAAGUCUCCUCCUUUCAAAAACAAAAUCAUGGCGCUCCCUCCUCUUCUCUCUCCGCCACUACAAAACCUCUCCCCCCCUCACACUCGCAGACCCCUCUCCACCCCCCCUCUCUCUCACUCCAAACCCAAAACGAGGCAACUGACUCGGUGAGUGAGAAGAGUAAAAUGAAUUCAAUUUCAGAGAAAGAGAACUGUGUCCGCAUUACUCGCGCUGCCAAAAAGAGGGCGGCGGCGCUGGCUUCAGCCGAGGACCGGCCCUUGAAUAAGAAGAGGGUUGUGUUGGGAGAACUUCCCAACUUAUCGAACACCACCGUUUCAGUGAAUGAGGUACAUAAGCAGAAAGCAAAGACAAAGUCAAAUACCAGCAAGAGGACUUUAACGAAGAAGGAGGGUGUUUUCAAAGAGGAUGUUGAUGGGAAACCUGAAGAUCCCCAAAUGUGUGCACCAUAUGCAUCUGAUAUUUAUGAGUAUCUUCAUAAAAUGGAGGUGGAUCCAAAAAGAAGGCCUUUGCCUGAUUACAUUGAGAAGGUUCAAAAAGAUGUUAGCCCCAAUAUGAGAGGGAUUUUGGUGGAUUGGUUGGUUGAGGUUGCGGAGGAGUACAAGAUUGUCUCUGACACUUUGUAUCUUACUGUUUCUUACAUUGAUAGAUUCUUGUCUUUCAAUGUUCUAAAUAGGCAGAGACUUCAGCUUCUUGGUGUUUCUGCUAUGCUUAUUGCCUCAAAGUAUGAAGAAAUCAACCCUCCAAAUGUAGAAGAUUUUUGCUACAUAACAGAUAAUACGUACACCAAGGAAGAGGUGGUUAAAAUGGAAGCUGAUAUACUUAAAUCUUUGAAAUUUGAAGUGGGAAAUCCUACAAUAAAGACACUCUUAAGGAGAUUCACAAGGGCAGCACAAGAGGAUUACAAAACUUCGGAUUUGCAGUUUGAGUUCCUGGGAUUUUACCUUGCCGAGUUGAGCUUGUUGGAUUACAAUUGUGUGAAAUAUCUACCUUCUUUGGUGGCUGCUUCUGUUAUUUUUCUUACAAGAUUUCUGAUGCGACCCAAGACACAUCCUUGGAGUUCAACCUUGCAACAAUACACUGGAUACAAAGCAACGGAUCUAAAGGAUUGUGUUCUCAUCAUACAUGACUUGUAUUUGAGUAGAAGAGGGGGUGGGUUACAAGCUGUAAGAGAAAAAUAUAAGCAGCAUAAGUUCAAGUGCGUGGCGAACAUGCCUUCCCCUCCAGAGAUACCAGCUUUAUAUUUUGACGAGGUUUAAAUGCAAAAGUUGGCCCGGCAAUUUAAUGUUUUGGGAUAUGGCAAGUGAUGGAAAUUGAUACUGCCUGAGGAAGGCCUAGAAGCGAGAAUUUGUAAUGCAAAAGUCAUGGCAUUUUGGAUUUACUAUAAAAUCUUGAUUGAUGUUUGGGGCCUCCUGGAAGUCAAUUUUUGGCCAUGUGGAAUGAAUUAUUGUGGUUCCACAUGCUCGUUCUUGUAGUUCUGAUCCCUAGGACUUUUAUCCGGAGUGUGAACGACAUUGUUAAAACCAGCAGCUGGGUAACUGUGCUAUUGCUGACUCUUCUCACUGGUAGAAUAGUUGAAUUUGCCAGGGAAGUCCUGUGAAUAAUGAAAUUUUGUUUUUGGUUCUAAUAUUGAAUGCUAAAUGGCCAUUAUGAAA
Populus trichocarpa (black cottonwood) is the source of this 1736-nucleotide messenger RNA. Its product is annotated as putative cyclin-A3-1. The transcript is spliced from 8 exons. Bases 249 to 1340 code for a protein of 363 amino acids. Gene Ontology annotation, cellular component: cyclin-dependent protein kinase holoenzyme complex; cytoplasm; nucleus. The record is from RefSeq and is a predicted model, not a curated record. NCBI's taxonomy places the organism in Eukaryota, Viridiplantae, Streptophyta, Magnoliopsida, Malpighiales, Salicaceae. Gene Ontology annotation, biological process: regulation of cyclin-dependent protein serine/threonine kinase activity; mitotic cell cycle phase transition. Gene Ontology annotation, molecular function: cyclin-dependent protein serine/threonine kinase regulator activity.